Molecule: messenger RNA, 861 nt
Organism: Aspergillus mulundensis
Lineage: Eukaryota; Fungi; Ascomycota; Eurotiomycetes; Eurotiales; Aspergillaceae
Product: WW domain-containing protein
Exons: 1
Coding region: 1-861 (286 amino acids)
Biological process (GO): regulation of DNA-templated transcription
Molecular function (GO): protein binding; DNA-binding transcription factor activity
Source: RefSeq, a predicted model, not a curated record
AUGUCUGCGAGCCAUGCGAAGGACGCCCCAGCAGGCGCAUCAGGAUCCACAUCACCGCCACCAGAAAGUACUAGCCAAAGCAGGGACCAUGACCCGGCAGUGACGACAGAGACUGAAAACAAGGCACCCACAGAGGAACAUAGCCCAGAAGACCAGGACAGCAGCAGAGACGACACACCACAACAAGAGGAGGAAAAAGAGGAGGGCGAAACAAAAGAUUCAGAUGCGCCACCAUUACCGGACGAAGUACCCCCGCCGCUCCCCAACGAAGCUCCGCCGGGCGACGACGACGGCUGGGAGCCCGUUUGGGAUCCCAAUGCGCAAGCAUUCUACUUCUACAACCGGUACUCGGGCCUCUCACAAUGGGAGAAUCCUAGGGUGCCGCAAGCAGCCACCGCCGCUGCCGCUGCCGCAGAGCCUCCCGCACCAGGCACAGAGGUACCAGCUCCGGUCGAGAAAGCCACGGCUCCGCUGGGCGGGUACAACCCUGCCAUUCACGGCGAUUAUGACCCGACGGCUCCUUAUGCGCAACACUAUGAGCGUCAGGAGGAAGAACACCAGGGCGUGCCGGGGAUGGGUGCGGUGAAUGCUGCCGGCUACGAUGCCGUUGGAUCGUUCAAUCGAUUCACGGGUCGAUGGCAGGCGGAGUCACAAAAUCCGGAGUACCACAAUGAUGAGAACAAGUCGCGGCGACAGAUGAAUGCGUACUUUGAUGUCGAUGCUGCGGCGAACUCGCAUGAUGGGCGGAGUUUACGGGCUGAGCGCAGCGCGAAGAAACUGAGCAAGAAGGAGCUCAAGGCGUUCAAGGACAAGCGGCGGGAGAAGAAGGAGGAGAAGAGGAGGGCGUGGCUGCGCGAUUGA